AUGUUCAAAUCCUUCCCCAAGCUUCCCUCCCUGCCGCAGGCCAUCGGCCUCCCCUUCCUCUCCACCCAGGAGGACGCACAGCUCAAGUUCAAGUCCAGCCCGAACGGUAUCAAGCGUCUCUAUGGCGAGAUCCCUAUCCCGCUCUCCGACGUGACGUAUUGGUCACAGUACUAUACGCUGUUCAAUAGCUCGGCGGAUGUGUAUUCUUUGAUAUCUGUACAGGAUGUUCGCCAAGCCCUUACUGCCAACCCGCACAACCUCGCCAACCUGCUCCUCACCCUCUCUCAUCACCUAUUCACCCUCAUACCGGACCCUUCCUUCCCCCGUCCCCCGCAAGGCUACCAAACGACGCAACAAGAUCUCGCCAAAGAAGCGCUAAACUGUCUGAGAGUGCUGGGCCGGAUCUUGGUGGUGGUGUACGAGGCGGAGGCUGAUGCACGUGAUAUCAGAGGGAGAGGGGUGGACUUGGGAGAGACGUUUGCGGAGAAGUGGCUGUAUAGCCGGCAGAAGAUGGAAAAGACGCAGGAGGAGACGGGUGAGGAACAAGCGGAGCAGUUCAAGCUUGAAGACUCGGAUGAUGAGGGAGAGGACGAAGCGGACGUUGGGGAUUUGGAUGAAGGUGCGCGGGCUUUCCAAGCGACUGUUGGGAACCCGCCCAAGGCUGAGGAAGAGCCGGGAGCGAAAGAUGAGGCGAUUGACGAUCCUUUGACCAAGGCUGCAGAGCAGGAAGAGGUUGAGGAAGAUGUCGAGUACUUGCCUUCUCUCAUAGACAGGCUGUUUAGCUGUGUUAUCGACCUUCUCUUUUGUGCUGGGUUCACUCUGCCCCCCAACGUUGUGGGAGACGACCACACUGACAAGAUCAACUAUGUGAUCUGGGAGAAGGGUGUAGGAAGCACAAGCGAGAUUGGGAGCACCGCAGAGCUCGACAGAAACAAGACCGAAGUCCUUCACUUCCUCCUCGUCCUUCUCUCGACGACCAUCUACACCUCCCCCAACUCGCUCUCCACCACCCCCAACAUUCCCCUCCAAACCCUGACCCACUCUCUCGAACGCCGACUCGUCCUCUCCUUGCUCUGUUCAUUCCUCAACACAUCCCUCACGCCGUCAAAAUCAAAUGCGUUGGGUCUUGGAGUGCCGAAUUAUCUGAUGGGCAAUGCGGCGGAGGAGAGGAGGACGUUGGUGAGGGCUAGUUUGGCGGUGUUGCUGGUAGCGCUGGAUUACAAGGUGGAAGGGGAGAGGAAUGCGAUGGGAGAGGCAAAGGAGGAAAAUGCUUUCAAGUAUUUCGUGUCCAAGCUCCAUCGCAAAGAAGACUUUGCAUUCAUCCUCGAAGGCAUCCUCCGCACUCUUUCAGAACACAACGCCAUCACCACCACCUACCUCCCCAACGCCAAGCAGCCCAUACCCUACAUUCUCGAAACAUACAUGCUCCUCUGGCGCCUUAUCGACCUCAACAAACGUUUCCGACAGCACCUGCUCGACUCUGGCAAAUCUCUCCAUAUCGUGUGCUUUAUCCUCCUCGCGUGUUUGGAACACAAAGACGACCCAGCACAUCAAGGUCUGCUCAGACUAUUGAGCUACCUCCUUCAAACGCUUUCGUCCGAACCGGCGUUUGCCAAAUCCCUCAACCAAACUAUCCCUCCCUCCAUCCCCAUCCCAAGUAAAUGGUCCGUCCACGGCACCGCUGCCGAUUUCCUCAUCCUCUCCAUCUACUCUAUCGCCACGACGCCGGGGUUGAACCAGCUGUUCCCAGCGUUGACGAUUAGCGUGGCGAAUGUGGCGCCGUUCGUAGAGGGGUUGGGCGUACAAGCUGCAGGGAGGUUGAUGGGGUUGUUUAAAGCGUUUUCGGCGCCAAAUUUCUUGUUGGCUGAUGAAGGGCAUCCGAGACUCGUCUACUAUCUGCUGGAAACGUUCAAUUCGGUCUUGUACCACAAGCUCACGGAGAAUCCGAAUUUGGUGUAUGCUAUUUUGAGGUCGCAUCAGGAUUUCCAGACGUUGGCGACUUUUACGUUGAUGUCGGGGUUGAGAGAUAUCCAGAGGCGAAAAGCUUUGCGGGCUGCUGGUACGUCUUUCCCGACCCUCUUCUCCUUGAUACCUCUGACGCGUGAUAUAGCCGCUGAGAAAGCCGCCAAAAAAGCGCCAGCCAAUACCACCCUCUUCUCAGCCGACGACGUUGACGCUCAAAACCAAGCUGAAAAGUCCGCCCUGCUCGGGGAUAACGGGAACGGACAAGAACUAGACGAAGAUGACGCGCAGGCUUCGUUGUCUGCUUUGAACCGCUCGUUGCCUGGGGUGGAUGGUGAUGGGCAGGGGGCAGGAGGGGAGGCUGUUUCGGAUUCGCUCCAAGGACCUUAUGUCAACAACCCUCCUCCACCGACGAGUCAGGCCAUGUCCGAAAAAGCCCGCGGCAAGAUGCGUGCGACAGAGUCUACGAGCUCGUUGACGACUAUCCACGGUACCGCCGCCGCCGGGGAAGGUAAUACGGCAGGAGAGGGCGGGGAGGGGGUGGUGGAUGAGGCGGAUGAAGAAUUGUUGAAGGUUGCGUUGGCGGGGGUGGGGCCGAAUGGGUAUGUGCCUACGCAAGAGUGGGUUACGAGCUGGCAGAAAGGAUUGCCUCUCGAUCCCGUACUCGUCGCGAUAUCAGAACUGCUUCCCAAGAUCCAAGAGACCCAGCAGCCGAUGGUGGGAUCACCGAGCGGAAAGGUGUUUGGGAUCUUGAAAGGCGUGGAGCUUGGGGAUGUGUUGCCGCCUGCACCUCCUAUCUGGUCCCCCGCCUCAGCAAUCUGGCUCACCUCCCUCCUCUGGGGCGACAUCUACGUCGCAGGCUUGACGUCUUCCGGGAUAUGGCGGGAUACGCAGGUGAGGCUGUUUGGGAUCAAGCAGGCGCCUGUGGGGAAGGGAAGGGGGGCGCAGGUGGAGAGGGUUUUGAAGAUGAUUGGGGUUGUGUAG
Cryptococcus wingfieldii CBS 7118 is the source of this 2946-nucleotide messenger RNA. RefSeq lists its product as hypothetical. Gene Ontology annotation, cellular component: membrane; Golgi trans cisterna; Golgi medial cisterna. The transcript has 8 exons. The coding region runs from base 1 to 2946 and encodes 981 amino acids. Lineage: Eukaryota; Fungi; Basidiomycota; Tremellomycetes; Tremellales; Cryptococcaceae. The record is from RefSeq and is a predicted model, not a curated record.